UAAUCGUCAUUGUCUACAACGAGACUGAUUUUCUCAGUCACCGAAGCUCGUCAGCCAUGUCCGGGAAAAAUCAAACCAACUAGUAAACCACGCAACUUGCAGUUCUCAUUUCCUUUACAUCCCGAUCUCACCACGCCAAUUCUUUGGAAAGGAAAAGAAAAAGGAAAAUGCAAGCCAAAUCAAAUUGAAUCUCACACCAUUUCAUCCUCUGAUCAUUCCAAAAUUUUCCCGGAAAAGGAAGGAAAAUAAGCAAAAUUCAGCUGAGAGGAGGAUUCAUCAAUCACAAAAUGGCACGGAUCUUCGAGUAUUUUGUGGUGUGUGGGCUGGGUCCAGAGCUUCGAACCUUGGAUGGGAACAAAGGGUACCAUGGAAAGGGAGAAAUGUAUCUGCCUUCUCUGCUCGACCAAUAUCCUCCUGACGAUCACUCUCUGUAUCCUCCUCCUCCUCCCCAGCUCCCCACCUGUGUUCUGCCUGCUGGUGUGGAGUUCUACUCUUCUGGAUUUGAUUCUAAUGAUGACUCUACUUUUCCACGGAGCUAUCCUAUCGUCUUAACUGAGGGUGAUGGAUCAAAAAUUUAUGUUACUUGCAUUGCUUUUCGGGAUCCAGUUAGUGAGGAUAUUGCUGAAGCUUACCGUAUACCAGCAAAUUCAUUUGCUGAUAAAUGUAUCUGUCUUGUAUCUCGCUCACCUAGUUUCCGUAUCCUUCGAAAUGCACUGGAAGAGAUAUUUGCACUAUGCUUUUCUCCCAGCGGAAGCAGCAAGCCAUUAUGGGAUGUUAUAGCACACAUGGUUUCCAAUGUACCUUUGCCUACACCUGGAAAGGAUCGAGUUUUAUUUGCUAUUGAGAAUUGCCUACUCUCUGUGGAGGCUCCACCAAAAGAAGGGCUUCCUCAUGUUGAUAUAUCUUUUCAGCCACUGGUACAAUGCUUGGAUGUUGAUAACUUAAUCAAAUUUUUUACUGCUGUGUUGCUUGAGAGGAGGAUUUUACUUCGAUCCAAUAAGUAUUCUAUUUUAACUCUUGUAUCAGAAGGCAUAUGCCAUUUAAUUUAUCCUUUUAGGUGGCAGCAUGUCUACAUUCCAUUACUAUUUUUCAGUGGAGUAGACUACAUCGAUGCUCCAACACCAUAUAUGAUGGGCCUUCAUUCCGGUGUUGAUACAUCUAAUCUUGCAAUGGAUGGCGUAGUGGUUGUAGACCUUGAUUAUAAUCAAAUCAGCACAACAGAGGAAAUACCUCCUAUUCCAGAGCCAGAAUUAAGUUCUUUGCGUAGUGACAUAUUGAAGCUAUUAUUCCCUAAUGUCAUGGGUAUAGAUCAAGUGAAGGCCGGUGUGUUUAGUUCCUCUGUGCAAUAUUGUAAAGGUUACAACAAGCCUUGGGGAGAGGACCACGACCUCCAACUUAGGUUAAUAUUCUUAAAGUUCUUUGCAUCAAUUUUAGGUGGCUACCGCAAUUUCAUUGAAAAUGGUGCAACACAGGUCUUUAAUGCUCAAGCAUUUUUGAGAAAGCGCUCUCGCUCAACAAACCAGCCAACAGAGCCCAUGAUAACGCAGUUUUUGGACACUCAUGGUUUCUUGGAUUAUCUAGAGAGAGCAGGAGGUUCCAAUGAAAACAACAUUAAUCUCCUUGACAAGUUACAAGAUGCAAUUGGAAGGGGUCAAAAUCCUAUUUCAAUUCUUCCCAUGUCAUUGGAAGAGCCUGAGUUUAUAACCAUAUCAGAUGAUGAUGUGGGAGCAGGAGCAGGUGCCAAAUAUACCUAUGAUAGGUUUCCUUCAAACAUUAGAUCAGAAGAGCAAGAAGAGAAAAGGAAGCAGAUUCUUGCUGCAGCAAGUGGAGCUUUCGAGUACAUAAAGCAUGCUCCUAGCUCACCUUCUGUGCAAGUGGGUAAGGAUUCUCUUAGUCCAAUGGAGAGAGCUGCAGAAAGGGAGCGCAUGGUUUUGGACAUUAAAGUUAAGCUGCAGGGUUUGUGGCUGCGCCUUCUAAAACUGGGAGCUACUGAUGAUCCACUUUCUUCAUUUGAAUAUGGCACAAUCCUUGCACUGAUUGAGUCUGAUGCAGAGGGAAUUGGUGGCAGUGGGUUUGUUGAAUGUAUCAGCGAGCACAUACACUCAGGAUGGCACUGUCAGUUGACUGAUGAACAGUUUAUUGCAGUGAAAGAGUUGCUUAAAACAGCAAUUAAUCGUGCAACAUCCCGGAAUGAUGUGUCAACCAUUAGAGAUGCCCUUGAAGUGUCCGCUGAGAUGUAUAAGAAGGAUGCUAAUAAUGUUUCUGACUAUGUCCAGCGCCAUCUAAUUUCUCUGUCCAUUUGGGAGGAGCUAAGGUUCUGGGAAGGCUACUUUGACCAUCUUAUGGAGCAUUCUUCAAGCAAGUCAACUAAUUAUGCAGCUUUAGUCACAACCCAACUAAUUCUGCUGGCAUCUCACAUGGCUGGAUUGGGACUUUCUGAUACUGAUGCUUGGUACAUGGUUGAGACUAUAGCAGAGAGGAACAAUAUUGGAUACAAGCAGCUUAUAAAACUUAGAGGAUUUCUUUCACAUAUACAACUUCGUAUUGGUUACUGGGGAACCUCUUUGGUUAAGGCCCAAUCUAUGUCAUCUCAUGGGUUGUCUUCCCCUCGUCUUUUAGACGUUACAGAUGAGAAUCAGCAACCUGCUGAGGCAUCUGGUGUAGGCAGGAGUUGGGUGCAAAGCAUGUUUAGCAGAGAUUCAUCAAGAGUAAACUCUUUUGCUCGUGUUCAACGAUGGACAUCUGAAAGCACUUUAACUGCAAAAGAGAAUGGGACUUCUCGGAAACAAGAUUUAUCUGCUGCUGGGCAAAAGAAAAUUCCAACCAACAUCCGUAUACUCAGGGGUCAUAGUGGUGCUAUUACUGCGUUGCAUUGUGUAACUAAAAGGGAGGUGUGGGAUCUGGUGGGUGACCGUGAAGAUGCAGGAUUCUUUAUCAGUGGAAGCACAGAUUGCAUGGUUAAGAUAUGGGAUCCUAGCAUUCGUGGUUCCGAACUUCGGGCGACUUUGAAAGGGCAUAGAAGAACUGUUCGUGCUAUAAGUUCUGAUCGAGGAAAGGUGGUAUCAGGAUCUGAUGAUCAGUCUGUUAUUGUGUGGGAUAAGCAAACAUCUCAGCUUUUAGAAGAGCUGAAGGGCCAUGAUGCGCAGGUCAGCUGUGUUCGUAUGCUGUCAGGUGAGCGUGUCCUUACUGCUGCCCAUGAUGGAACUCUGAAGAUGUGGGAUGUUCGAACUGAUACCUGCGUAGCAACAGUUGGUCGCUGCUCUAGUGCAGUCCUGUGUAUGGAGUAUGAUGAUUCCACUGGUAUCCUGGCUGCUGCUGGUAGAGAUGCAGUUGCGAACAUCUGGGAUAUUCGUGCUGGUAGGCAAAUGCACAAGCUGUUAGGACAUACAAAAUGGAUACGGUCAAUUAGAAUGGUUGGAGAUACAUUGGUUACUGGUAGUGAUGAUUGGACUGCAAGAGUGUGGUCUGUUUCACGAGGAACAUGUGAUGCUGUUCUAGCCUGCCAUGCUGGUCCAAUUUUAUGCGUCGAGUAUUCCACGUUAGACAGGGGAAUAAUAACAGGUUCAACUGAUGGGCUGCUCCGAUUUUGGGAGAAUGAGGAAGGAGGUAUAAGGUGUGUGAAGAAUGUAACCAUUCAUAAUGCUGCUAUAUUAUCUAUCAAUGCUGGGGAGCACUGGUUAGGAAUUGGAGCAGCCGAUAAUUCCAUGUCUCUGUUCCAACGACCUCAAGAACGACUCGGUGGCCUCUCUGGCACUGGCUCAAAAAUGUCUGGGUGGCAGCUUUACAGAACGCCACAAAAGACCGUUGCUAUGGUGAAAUGUGUAGCCUCUGAUCUUGAAAGGAAAAGGAUAUGCAGCGGGGGUCGAAAUGGAGUUCUCAGGUUAUGGGAAGCAACCAUCAACAUUUAACUUUGUAUCAUAUCUUCCAUUCAUUAUAGUGUCAAUCACUGAAGGCGAUUUAGGAAGUUGCUUGUAUUGUAUUUGGUGAUGAUGAGAAUCCAUUUUCCUUCAACCUAGGGUUUGUUUGGAGCAUUCAAAUAUAAAACCCCAUUUUUACCUUGGGGACAAUUUUUGCAGGCCUUAAUUUGUAUGGUUCAGCUUACACAGAACACGGGUGCUUGCUUCUUGUAUUCCAUUAUUCUCUGUAAUAUAUUGAUUUUGUUAAUUUA
Manihot esculenta (cassava) is the source of this 4168-nucleotide messenger RNA. Its product is annotated as DENN domain and WD repeat-containing protein SCD1. The record is from RefSeq and is a predicted model, not a curated record. Gene Ontology annotation, cellular component: cytoplasmic vesicle. NCBI's taxonomy places the organism in Eukaryota, Viridiplantae, Streptophyta, Magnoliopsida, Malpighiales, Euphorbiaceae. The transcript has 31 exons. Gene Ontology annotation, biological process: regulation of Rab protein signal transduction. Gene Ontology annotation, molecular function: protein binding. Bases 288 to 3908 code for a protein of 1206 amino acids.